UGGAAGGUCACGUGACGUCACCUAUAUGGUUUGUCGUUUUUAUUGCAGUGAAUUUGACGAGGGCGUAAAAUCCACUUACAUCAGGGAAAAUAUACCUGUUGUUAAGAAAUCCCAAUGAUCAUGAAAUAUUUUAAAGCCAAAAGUAUUGAAUAAAGACGUACGAACCCAUUACUCUAAUUUCAAUUUUAUUUCUAAAUAGUGUUUAAAGAUGGGUCUGUCUUAGGACGCGAAGACUUCCUAGUAAUAGUAAUGAUGAUAAUAUUGCCACUCGUUAAAAAGUCAUUGGCAAAAGCGUCCAUAAUAAACGACUAAGUGAACAUUUGAUGCUGAAAGUUAACUUGGACAAUAUUCAUUGUGAAAUAUUUAUAACUGAUCAAAUGACCAUCUUAAGCCUAAGAGUAUAAAAUGAAAGUAUGAAGUUGAACAAGAUGGCGUCAGAGUGUUUCGUCAUUGCUACUUGUAGAUUUUGGCCAAAACAGAACAGGGUGAGAUGAUAUUUUUGCACUUUGUGAAAUUUUGUUAUCUUCCGAAUAUUGUAUCAAGACACUUUUGGAGCGAUGCCGAGCUCAGAACAACAUCGUUCUCGUGCUAAAACUAAAAGUGCCAAUACCAAUAACAGAGAGAGGAGUCAAAAGGGUCAAGAUAGUAAGCAUAGUUCAUCGUCUAACUCGUAUUUUGAUAGAAGUGUUGCAUCAGGUUCAGCUGGUCCAAGUGUCUGUAAAAGGCACAAGAACUUGAAAAAGUCAUCACAUAGAAAUCCAAAAAAGAAACAUUCCAAAGGAAAAGACCAGGAGAAGGUUUCAUUAUCGACAGUUAAAUCAUUAGUAGAAUAUGAUGAUGUAAGUUCAGAUUCUUCUGCUUUUUCAGAAACAAACCAUUCUGUUGUAGAUGAAACUGAUAGUUUAAUAUUAUCACCUCCAUCUAAAACUUCAGGAAGUGCAUUAAGCAGUAAAAUUAAAAUAAGUGAUAAAAGAGGAAUUGAAAAAUUUAGAAGUUACCAGAGAGAAAGCUGUAAAGAGAGAGUGUCACCUGCAGCUAAAACAUCAAGACAUCGAGAAAAAGAAAAAUCUUCAUCCCCAUUUUUUUCACGAGAAAGAAAAGAAAGAGAUCGUGACAGAACUUCAAAAGACUUUUCCUCUCGUGAAGGACCAAAUAUGUAUUUGCAUGGAAGAGAAAAGGACUUUGAGAGAGGUUUUCUAUAUUCUUUUAGAGAAAGCUAUGAACAUUCACAUCCAAGUGACUCAGAUUACUAUUAUGAAAGAGGACGGGAUAAUUUUCGUGAAAGAACAAGAAAGAAAUCUAGGACUCCUGAAGCACCUCGUGCAUAUCGUAGAAGUCCAUCUUCUAGUCCAGUAUUGCGAGCCACAAAGCAGAGAAGAAGGUCACCUUCAGAUACUAGAGAAAGAGACAGACCACAUAAUUAUUCUCGAAGUCCCAGUCCUUAUUCUAGAAGAACGAAUGCUUGGUCAAGAAGUAGAAGUAGAAGUCCAUUUCAUAACAGGUCCAGAAGAUCACGAAAAUCACAUUCACAUAGCCGAAGUCCACCACUAAAAUCUCGAUCAAGACGAUCUAGAUCUCGUUCAAGAUCACCAUACAACAGUCGAAGGCGAAAGGAACGUAGUCCAAGUCUCUCUGACCCAAAAUUUGCUACUAGUCUUGCAGCUGAACUUAGUAAACAUCGUAAGGCUAGACAGUUAGCAAAGAAGAAACAAAGAACUAAUUUAACAGGGGAAGGAACCUCUUUAGAGAAACAGCAAGAAAAUGGAACCACCACAGCUAAUGUUUCUACUGCUAUAUCUGUUGUUGUUACUGAUCCCAUUCCAAUCUCAGCAGCUGAGAAGACUGUGGAAAUAGAGGAUGCUGAGAUAUUACCAGCAGUAGAGAAUCAGAAAACCUCAAUAGUAGCUGAAUCACAAAUAAAACCCGAAACUUUAAUAACAAUUCCACCACCCCCACCUCCUGAUGAAAAACCACCUCUUCCGCCUCUUCCAACACUUCCAUCAUUACCAUUACCUCCAACCAUAGAACCAAAGGAGAAGACACCAGAGGUGGUUGAAAAGUCAGAUACACCAGUUUAUGUUCGCAGAAAAAGUAUCAGAGAUUUGCCUUUACCACCAGGAAUAACUGAGGAAGAUGUAACCAUGUCACCUGAAGUUGAAAAAGAGCCAACUUCUCCAGUUAUUACUCUUCCUGACCUCAAAAAACAUCAUAAAAGGCCAAGUAUAAUUAAACCAGUGGAAGAAGAAACAGAGAGAUCUCCAAACUGGGGAGAGAGAUGUGUAGAGAUGUUUGACAUAAUUUGUCAAAUUGGAGAAGGUACUUAUGGACAGGUGUACAAAGCCAAAGAUAGGGACACUGGAGACCUUGUAGCUCUGAAAAAGGUUAGACUAGAAAAUGAAAAGGAAGGUUUUCCUAUCACUGCAGUGAGAGAAAUAAAAAUACUAAAACAGUUAAGCCAUCAAAGUAUAGUCAACCUGAAGGAGAUUGUUACUGACAAACAAGAUGCCUUAGACUUCAGAAAAGACAAGGGUGCCUUCUAUCUUGUAUUUGAAUACAUGGAUCAUGAUCUUAUGGGCUUGCUUGAAUCUGGUUUGGUUGAAUUUUCUGAACAACACAUUGCAUCAUUUAUGAAACAGCUUCUGGAUGGACUUAGAUAUUGUCAUAGGAAGAACUUCCUUCACAGAGAUAUCAAAUGUUCAAAUAUACUUAUGAACAACAAGGGUCAGAUAAAAUUGGCUGAUUUUGGACUGGCCAGACUGUAUAGUGCAGAAGACAAGACGAGGCCUUACACUAACAAAGUGAUCACAUUGUGGUACCGCCCACCUGAGCUUUUACUUGGAGAGGAAAGAUAUGGACCAGCAAUUGAUGUGUGGAGUUGUGGGUGCAUUCUUGGAGAACUUUUUACCAGAAAACCAAUUUUUCAAGCCAAUCAAGAAAUGACUCAGCUUGAAAUAAUCAGUCGGUUGUGUGGUACUCCUUGCCCAGCUAACUGGCCUAAAGUUAUUCAUCUUCCACAUUUCCAUACAUUCAAACCUAAGAAACAGUAUAGAAGAAGAAUAAGAGAAGAAUUUUCUUUUUUGCCAACUCCUGCAUUGGAUUUGUUUGACCAGAUGCUAGAGUUAGACCCAGAAAAAAGAAUUACUGCAGAAAAUGCCAUAAAAUGUGCUUGGCUUAAAGACGUUCGUCCAGAAUUGAUGCCACCUCCAGAUUUACCACACUGGCAAGAUUGUCAUGAAAUGUGGUCUAAGAAACGCAGACGUCAACUUCGUAUGGAACAGGACACAAGUGCUUCAACAGGACAGACUCUUGGCAUUGUACCUGGUCAACAACAGCUUUCUGGUGGAUCUGGUGGUUCUGGCAGUGCUAGUGGAAGUAUAAGCACUAUAUUGCCAGAAUCUCAGAAUAUUUCUCUCAGCAGCAGUGUUCCACAAACUCAAGGCAGUAAAUUAACACAGUCUUCUGAAAGUUCAGUUGAAGUCAAAGGUUCCCAAAAUCGUGUUGAUGUUCCAGUGCAGCAUACAGAAAGUGAUACACUAGCAACUGCUGUUGUACAACAUGACAUUCAAGCAGUAUCUGAAAGAUUGUCAAACCCAGAUGUCACUCAUUCUGUAGAUAAAAGUUUAACUCCAGGGAGUGGUGUUUUCUCACACUUUAGACACACUCCAUCUCAGCGGGAGUCUCCAGUUUUCACAACUAAAGGAUGUGGAGACUCUCUAGAGAAUCGUUUUGGGCAAGAAAAUUCUGCAGUUCAAAGUAGUGGAGAUAGUCAUGGUUUACAAUCAUUGUUUGCUGAUCAAGAAUCAUUAUUGAACAUUUCUAUGGGCUUGAAUAUGGUUCUUGGUGUUAAUAAAACUAGUUCAGAUAUGUAUCUAGGAAAACGUAGUCAGACUGUGAGUUCCAGACUCGAAGCUGGGCAGUUUAAUGAAACAAAUCAGUUUACAGGAGAACAAAGGACACAUGGAAAUGUCAGGCAGAGUUCACCACAGUUUACUAGAAUAUCUAGUAGUUUAUCCAGAAGUACCUCCAUAUCAGAAGAUCUUAAUCAGUCAUUAUGGUCCAGUUCAGAAGACAAAACACCAGGACUUGGAAGUGAAGUAAAAAGUAGGCAUUUUACCUUUACAGCAGCUGAAAGAACAUCUACCAAAACUAGUCCAAACAUUGAGAAGGGAUUGCUAGGACAAGUCUAUAGUGCUACUCUAGGAGAGGCAAGCCAAAUGAAAGCAAGUCAACUGCAAAAUGUUUUAAAUCUUCUUGUAGCUACAAUUCAGAAACAAGGUGCCAGUGGUAUUACGAGUGAACAAUUAGCUGCUCUUUCAAGUCUUCAGAUUGAUUCACUCUCUUCCAAGCAAAUGGAGAGCAUUCAAGUGCUUCUAGCUGCAGUUUUCAAACAAACAAAGCCACAAAAACCAACUGACACACAAUCAACUCCUUCAACUUACAGAACGGAACAUCACAGUGAUGCACAGCUACAUGAACAAGAGCCAGUCAAAGACUUCAGUACUGUGGACUGCUUAGACAGUAUGAAAGGAGAUACAUAUGACAUGAAGGGAAGACAAGAACAAGUAUCACUGGCUGAAGCGUCUGGUAAGUAUGAUACUGUAUACAGCAAAACCUAUGAAAACAAGCAUGAAUCCAGUAAUAUACCAACAUACAUAAGACCAAUGUCAGGUUUUCUGGCACAGUUUCAUGAAGGAGAGAAUUGGAAGGAUAAGUCCUCUAUCCCAACUACAGACAGUAACUACAACACAACUGGAAUCAAAACAGCCUUAUCUCAGCUGUUGUCUAACCAGGACCUCAGCAUAGCUACUACUUCAACUAAUUCAGGUAUAAAAUCUCCAACUACUUUUUCUUCUAAUUUUAGGGCAUACAGUAUAGGCCAGGGUAGUUCUCAUUCCACAGCUAACAGGGAGGUAUUUGGUAAUGAAAUAUCUCAGAGAGGUAAUAAUCAGUCUAGAUCUUAUGGUAAUGUUUCUCCUGUAAGUUCUGUAGAAACAUUCCCAAGUCAGAACGUUAUCAGACAAUUGGACAGAUUGUCUGCUUCCUACUCACAAGGUGAAAGUAGAUUUGGGAGUUCCAGAGAAAGAGUGACUGAACGAAUGACUCGUUUUGAAUAUAACUCAGAAAAUUUGAGUUCUCAGAGUUUACUGGGACAAAAUUUAGAUGCAGAAUAUUCACAGGGUGUCUAUAGAAGAGAGGUACCACCAGAAAUGACUCAAGCAGCACCACUGAACCACCCUGGAAACAGACCCUCUGAUGCACCCAAUAGUAGUGAUCAUUAUCGAGAUCAUGAAUUUAUGUUUGACCAAGAUAGAGAUAGUCAUGUAUAUGGUCGCCCGGGGUAUAGUCGAAGAGGAGACUUUUAUUAAGGGUGAUUAUUAUAAGGUUAAAAGGUUUUGGAUUUAGACUGAUCCAUUUUUGUGUAGAUUAAGAAUGUAAAAAAUUAUGAAAUAUAAAGAACUGAAAA
Messenger RNA from Limulus polyphemus (Atlantic horseshoe crab), 5464 nucleotides. Its product is annotated as cyclin-dependent kinase 12-like. NCBI's taxonomy places the organism in Eukaryota, Metazoa, Arthropoda, Merostomata, Xiphosura, Limulidae. The coding region runs from base 558 to 5366 and encodes 1602 amino acids. The transcript is spliced from 12 exons. Gene Ontology annotation, biological process: protein phosphorylation; positive regulation of transcription elongation by RNA polymerase II; transcription elongation by RNA polymerase II. The record is from RefSeq and is a predicted model, not a curated record. Gene Ontology annotation, molecular function: RNA polymerase II CTD heptapeptide repeat kinase activity; cyclin-dependent protein serine/threonine kinase activity; ATP binding. Gene Ontology annotation, cellular component: nucleus; cyclin/CDK positive transcription elongation factor complex.